This is a messenger RNA of Adineta steineri, 1812 nucleotides long. The record is from the annotation of a GenBank genome assembly. Lineage: Eukaryota; Metazoa; Rotifera; Eurotatoria; Adinetida; Adinetidae.
AUGUCUGGGUAUCAUUUCCUUUACCCAUCACAUCACACACAUUCAACAUCGAAUUCAUCCAAACGACCACGUACAAGUACAGCUAGUGCAAAACAAACUGUUACAGCACUUAAAAAACUUUUUUCAUAUACACGUUAUGAUUGGAAUUUUCUUUUAAUAUUACCACCAACGGUUCCUGUUUGGUUUUGUGUUAUUAAUCGUAUACAAAAAGCAGUAGAAAAACUACUUCGUAAACGUGAAAAGCGUCUUGAUGUUAUUCUAACUUAUUUUCUUGUUGAAACAAAACCUGUAUCAACUUUAUCACAAAGUAAAUUCUAUGAUUUAUUAACUUCAAAAACAAAAUACCUUCUUUCGCAUCCUGUUUGUCAAUUGGUUACUGAACUCCGCAAACAAUUUAAUUGUAAUACUCAAAUGAAUAUGAAUCUUCAACCAAAUAUUAUACUAGACUUACAAUUACUUAAACAAGGUAUACGUGUAUCAUGUCGUGAAUGGGCUCAAACAAUUAAACAACAACCACAUAAAAUUAUUGUUCAACCACCUUCAUCAUCAACAACAACAUCACCUAUCAAUAGUAUAUUACCAACAACUAGUAAUGAUCAAGAACAACCACCAGCUGUUGUACGAGCACCAACAAUGGUUGAUCGUGUUCAACGUUUAAUUGGACAUGAAUUUGUUACAGCACAUCCACGUCCUCCAACACAUAUACCAACUAAACAACAUGAUGGAUAUGAUAGUUCAAUAACAAAUGGUUCAGCUAUUCAAAGACGUACAACAGUACAAAAUACACGAUCAAAUAUAAACAAUAAAGACACAACGAUCGAAAUGAAUAAUGACAACAAUGAUUUAUCUGGAGGUGAUGGUCGACGUGCAUCAAGUUUUCUAGCUGAUGCUAUACGACGUUUUGAACCAGCAGUUAAUGUAAACAAUACAAAUGGUUACAAACGUUUAAGUGUUGGUCAUGAUGAAUCAGAUUUUGAAGGUAAUACAAGUGGUAUACGAUUAAAUGAUAGUAAUCAUGAUAAUGAAACAACUUAUUAUACGGAUAUAACACGUGAAUAUGCUGGUUCAGUUGAACAAUUAUUUAAAAUUUUACUUGAAUAUGCUGAUGUAGAAAUAUCUGUUUCAUCAUCAAUCGAACCAUUAUUUGAAAAAUUAGUACUUUUUGUAACUAAUUUAAGUGUUCAAAGUAUUUGUAGACAAUCACCUGAAUAUGAUCAAUUACAUUCUGCUAAUGUACAAGCUGGUACACGUGCUCAACGUGUACAACACGAAGUAAAGUUAUCACUUAUACGUCUUAUUUAUCAAUUUUAUACAGUUGUUGGUAAUGCACUUGAAUAUACAGGUAUUGAUGAAAUAACAAAAUUUGAUACAAAUACAAAUGAACAACAAAAUGAUUCUACUAUUCUUACAUUUGAAAAUGGUAUUCAAAUUCUUGUUUUAAGAUCACUUGACCCGAAUAUCCUUCAUCUUGAUAAUAAUGAAUUAGAUAAUUCUGAACGACAAUGUUGGAAAAAAUUACGUGAACUUGUUUCUAAUUAUAGAAUUGUACCAGAAAUAAAACCAAAUCAACCAUCAAUAAUAUCACGAAAACAGCAACGAAGUGGUUCACAACCACCAAAUGAACAUGUACCACAACAACAACAUCCAACACGUCAUAUGGCAAUAAAUGUAACAAAUGAAACACUGUUACUUUCAUCAUUUGGUUGGUUAAUUAUUGAUGAAAUACAUUAUGCACCUUCGUUAGGUGGUUUAAAAGUUAAUGGUUGUAUGAAAAAAGUUCAAGAAAAUGUUAGUUUAUCACAAAGACUUUGA